AUGAGUGGGAUCACGAUUAACAAUUUGCGAGGAGUACGAAGACAUCCCCCCAGGGAAGACAUUGAUACAGUCGAACAGAAUUCCACAAAGUACAGAGUAAAUAAUCCUUUAGGGGCAGUGCACAACCUCCACAAACAUCACGGCAUUACAACCCAGUAUCUGCACAGUACACUGAUCAUCGUCAAAAACCUAAACUCUGAUAAAACGAAACAGCACGAAAGCUCAACGCCAACCCACAAGGGAUUCGGUCAGUUGGUGAAACGCAAGGACCUCAUAUCCAUAGCCCACGGCAAAGCCUCCCAGCUGGUCCUCUCCGCUCUUGAGCUUGGCAAUAGAUGCCAAACAGUGGUUUAG
This is a messenger RNA of Linum trigynum, 354 nucleotides long. The record is from the annotation of a GenBank genome assembly. Lineage: Eukaryota; Viridiplantae; Streptophyta; Magnoliopsida; Malpighiales; Linaceae.